GGCCAGGCGGCCCCCGGCAAACAGCACAUCCAGUAACAGUGGCCCUGCUUCUCCUCGCUGCCUGCCUCAGCCUGGCUGGGCCUGGGAGAGCUGCCGGGGCUGAUGGGCCGGCGCUCAGCUGGCCGGCUCACUGUCAGGGCUCGGCCUUUACAGGGAUGUACGGACAAGAUGGGAUGAUGCAGUUCACCAAUGCAGAUUCCUCACCGACUGAGAGCACCAAUAUGAGUGCGGCAGGCCACCUGGCGGCGGGCAGCCUGUGUGCCAUAUGUGGAGACAGAGCCACUGGCAAACACUACGGGGCCUCCAGCUGUGACGGGUGCAAAGGCUUCUUCAGACGCAGCGUCCGCAAAAACCACAUGUACUCCUGCAGGUUCAAUAGACAGUGUAUUGUGGACAAAGACAAGAGGAAUCAAUGCAGAUACUGCCGAUUGAAGAAAUGCUUCAGAGCUGGCAUGAAAAAAGAAGCUGUACAGAAUGAAAGAGACAGAAUUAGCACCAGAAGAUCCAGCUAUGAAGACAGCAGUUUACCAUCCAUUAAUGCACUCAUUCAGGCAGACGUCCUGUCCAGACAGAUCACCUCGCCUGCUCCCAUACUUAAUGGUGACAUAAGGACCAAAAAGAUUGCUGCCAUCACAGAUGUGUGUGAGUCCAUGAAACAGCAGCUGUUGGUCUUGGUAGAGUGGGCCAAGUACAUCCCAGCCUUCUGUGACCUGCCCCUGGAUGACCAGGUGGCGUUGCUGCGAGCUCAUGCUGGAGAACAUCUCCUGCUCGGUGCUGCAAAGAGAUCUAUGCUUUACAAAGAUAUCCUCUUAUUAGGAAAUGACCACAUCAUUCCCAGAAACUGUCCAGAGUUGGAAGUCGGCAGGGUAGCAGUGAGAAUCCUGGACGAGCUGGUGCUUCCCUUCCAGGAGCUUCAAAUAGACGACAAUGAAUACGCCUGCUUGAAAGCCAUAGUCUUCUUUGAUCCAGACGCUAAAGGUCUUAGUGACCCUGGAAAGAUCAAACGCAUGCGAUACCAGGUCCAGGUCAGUCUGGAGGACUACAUCAACGACAGGCAGUACGACUCCCGGGGUCGAUUUGGGGAGCUGCUCCUGCUACUGCCCACGCUACAGAGCAUCACCUGGCAAAUGAUUGAACAGAUUCAGUUUGUCAAACUUUUUGGCAUGGCCAAGAUUGAUAAUCUGCUACAGGAGAUGCUUCUUGGGGGUUCUGCUAAUGAAGCUCCACAUGCACCUCACUCUCUGCACCCUCACCUGGUUUCAGAGCACCUGAGCAGCAAUGUUAUAGUUACCAGCAACAUGCCAACACCCAUCCACAAUGGUCAAAUUUCCACUCCUGAAACCCCAAUACCGUCUCCGCCUACUGCAUCCAGCUCAGAACAUUAUAAAAUGGCUCAGGGGGUCAUAGCCACCGUGCCCAAGCAGCCAACCUCCAUCCCUCAGCCUACUAUUACGAAGCAAGAAGCCAUCUAGCAACCCGCUGAAUCCCGCUCCUUUCACUUUUUUAUUGUCUUAAACCAGGGUCUUUAUUGUAAGCUUAUAGGUAAUCAGCAUUUAAGCUGUUAACAGGACUGAAAAAUAAAUCAUCUAAUAAUAUCUAAACUGUAAUUGACAUUAUGUUCCCUGCAGAUUUUAGGGAUCUAUGUUGUUCACACAUGCAGCUGGAGUAAAAUCUUGGUGCAAAUAUUAAAACAAAGAACAUCAAAAUUAACCACACAAACUGUCCAUUCUGUAAAAAUACUAUUUGGAAAGAAAUACACUGUUGUAUAUAGUUUUAUUAUUGGGUAUCAUUACAUCCCUUAGCAUGAGCUCAGUGUGUGUAGUAAGGUUUAUGUUAGACAUGGUGACGUGUUCAUGUCAGUAUUUUAUAAAUGUUACAACAGGCCUUACAUUGUCACAUAUUUAGUGUUGCACAGUAUUUUGUUAUAUGUUCAUCAGUAAUAAAGUCAGGAAGUGACAAUAUUGGACCAGAAAAAAACUAAAGGAUAUGUCAAACUUUGAAUACAGUGUGUAACAAGACUCAAAUAUCUACAGUGUGUUUAAUGUUCUGAAAAUGCCUAUUUACAAUAGUUAUGUACAAUGACACAUGUUAAGAGAAACAUUUACAAGGAAAAAAAAACAAAACACUUGUGGUGAACACUGCCAUGCCACUUUUGCUGUAGAUGUUUCCUAAUGAUAUGUUAUAAUGGUUUUUAAAAAUAGAUUAUAUUUUUUGUUUAGUACUUUGUCAUGGUGUAACUGAUGGAAUAAAUUGUGCCUUGUACCUGUACUGCCUUACAAAAACAGGAAUGUUUCGCCUUACAAUGUGAAGAUGAAAUAAUAAAUCCCAAGGUCUAUUUUUA
Messenger RNA from Sphaeramia orbicularis (orbiculate cardinalfish), 2341 nucleotides. It is a transcript of the gene hnf4a, whose product is annotated as hepatocyte nuclear factor 4, alpha. Lineage: Eukaryota; Metazoa; Chordata; Actinopteri; Kurtiformes; Apogonidae. Gene Ontology annotation, molecular function: DNA-binding transcription factor activity; zinc ion binding; RNA polymerase II cis-regulatory region sequence-specific DNA binding. Gene Ontology annotation, biological process: regulation of DNA-templated transcription. The record is from RefSeq and is a predicted model, not a curated record. Bases 156 to 1472 code for a protein of 438 amino acids. The transcript is spliced from 10 exons.